UGGAGUUCAAGCAUGUAUUCCAAACAUGUUCGUUACGGACUCAUCGCAUUUGAUCGAGGGAUGUCAUAAGUGCUGAGUACACUUGUCAUAAUCUCGAUCAUGGCGAUCCUUAGCUUUACUCUCAACCCCGAGUCCCUGGACAAGCUUCACAGUGCUCUGGCAUGCCUGUCGAAGUUCUCAGAGGCUGUGUCUAUAGAGGCAUCUCAUGACAAGCUCGUUUUGACAGCUCUCAACUCUUCCAAAUCAGCAUAUGCAUCCUUCACAUUAGGGAGCAAGUUCUUUUUAAAGUACCUUUACAAGCCUGUGAGAACCGCGGGAUCUCUACCAAAAGACAAAUUCACAUGUAGGAUAUAUAAUAAGGCCUUAUUGUCUGUUUUCAAAGGCCGCACAGUCGAUCCUACAAGAGAGAAGGACACCGCGGUUGAGAAAUGCAAUGUGUCUGUUGAAGAUGGCGAAGGCCAAACCAAGAGUCGUUUUGUGAUCAAAAUGAUUUGCAGACAUGGCGUUCUCAAGACUUACCGUCUGACGUUCGAAGCUGUUGCGCCUAUGCAUGCUCUGUUCGUCAAGGAGAGUGCCAAUAAUAGCUGGUCAAUCUCUUCUCGGACCCUCAGGGAGUUUGUUGAGCAUUUCGGACCUGGGACUGAGCAGCUAGACAUCUACUCUGAAGAUGGUAGGGUCAGCUUCACCAGCUACACAGAGAAGAUCAUGUCAGGAAGUGAAAUACUGAAACAGCCAUUACAUACUACAAUUGCUGUGGACACUCUUGAAUUUGGCGAGUUUUCCGUUGAGGAGAAGCUUCACAUUGUCAUCAGUGUCAAGGAUUUCAAAGCCAUUGUUGCACAUUCAGGCAUAUCAAACACUAUGGUUAAGGCAUUGUAUUCGCACCCAGCAAGUCCAAUGCAGCUAUCAUAUAGCGAGGAUGGUAUAUUGAGCGAGUUCAUUCUUAUGACUAUUGGUGAUUCGAGGGGUGCUUCAGCCACACCAGCGCCGAACGCCUCUAGAGCCACCUCGAAGAGACCAGCGUCAAGGCAGCCUUUGGAGGCGACCUCUAGCUCCAAGAGAGCAGCAACCUCGAUGCCUCCACCACCAACUAGUGCUGCUCCGAGUCGAGCUCGUGAGGCAAGCAGAGUUUCCAGACCAUCUCCUCCUCCACCGCAGCCUAGUGUUCAGUCGCAGUCGCUGUUCCUACCAGCGGAUGAUGAUGAUAGGCAGUGGGAUCCAUCGAAUUAUGAUGACGACGACGAGCCGCUGCUCUGGGACCAGGGUGACGGAAAGGUAAAAAUUCUUGAUUCCUGCAAGCUCCCUUAUGCUAAAUUCUUCCAGAACUCGUUGACUAUGAAUUCCGGACCAGAGGCCUCCAAUAAUCAAGGCCCAGGUGAAAAUGGAGCUUCAUAUCCCGAACCAACACAGCGUUUGGCGCCAACACAGAGGCUAUCAGAAGUAUGCUUCCUGUAUUCUAUGCGAGGCAUUAUAACUAACAGCCCUAGGUCAAUAAACUCGGAUUGUUCGACUGAACUCUGAUGAGACCCGAGACCAAACAUUUCCUGGUUCCCAGAACGAGACAUAGCAUUGCAAUACACCAGGAGGAAGAACAUUGCUGAUCUACUUAGGAACAGCUGAUGGAUCUUUGGCCUGGGCCACGAUCCUAGGCACGCAGAUGAAGCAAUAGCUCAGCUAGUGAUACAAACCCAACUAGAAGCGCAUCCCGCUCCGAUACUAGAUAUUUUACUGCCAGGUGGUAGAUAUUGUGAAGAAGCAAUGAUAUUCCACCUGCCCUUGACGUCUCCGUUCGUGGUACUUGGUCCGCAGUUGCCAUGCUCACCCCAACCCCAGGCGAGAACCUUUCCAUCAUUUGUGAGUCCCAACGCAUGCUCACUGCCAACUGAAAUUUGUGAUAGUGGUGGGAGCUCGGAAGGAGGCAGCUGUCCAUGAUCAUCUCGUCCCCAAAAGUGUAAGGUUCCGUCCUGUUGCAAGAGAAAUAUGCUGCCCCAGGUCGCACCGACAUCUUUCCACCCAGGAACAGCUUGUGGUGCCGAAGAUCUAAUAUGCCACUUGUCGGACCCCAGAACAACAUGUUUCCCAGUCUCAGGCUCACCAAGCAGGUAUGUGAAUUCUCGGCCACAAACUGCUCGAACAACCUUGAAAUCCAGUCCAGUAAACUUCCGCGGUUCGUAGACAAUGCCUUCAGGUUGACUUAUCUGACCUUUUCGUCCACUCCCCCAUCCAUAGACAUCUCCAUUGCUCAGAACAGCAACAACAUGGCUUACUGAAGCUGCCAGAUCUACGACUUCGAGACCUUCCGGUGGAAAUUCUUUGAUCAGCUGCGCUUUUGAUGAACGAAAUAGAAGCUGUCCCAGACCAAGCUCCCCCUUGUUUCCAAUUCCAAACGAGAAUACCUUCGUAGCACGGUCAUCUUCACCUCGUUGGACGAUAAUAGAUGCUUCCCAUGUUGCAGCACAUAAAACGACCUCAGGCUUGGUUUCUUCAGUUUCGAGCCGCACUUGAUGAAAAUGGGCGUCUAGGACUUUCUGGGUCGGUAGAAGACCGCAUGCGCCAGUAGUAUAAUCUCCAGAGCAGUAAAGAUUUCCAGAUGCUAGCAGUAGCGUAUGGUUUCCUCCAGCUCUGACUUGAGUGGCGUGGGAGAUAGUAGUGUCGGGAUGGAAAAGGACCUGCUUAGGGACCGAGACGUCUUCUUUAUGUCCAAUUCCAAGCUGACCCGACCCGUUGGAUCCGAGAGCAUAGAUCACAGGCAUUAUCGUAUUCUGCUGCUUUUCCAAGCAUGUUUGUUGUCUUUGUUUGAAUUCAACCAGGGAGAAUCCAGUCUAUUAUCACGUGACAGUACAAUAUGCGCUAGGUCGUGUGAGGAAUGGUCGGUCUCCCUAGCGCACACAGCCGACUUUCUCCAAAUUUCAAUUCUUGCGAACUUUUCCUCGACC
Molecule: messenger RNA, 2936 nt
Organism: Cadophora gregata
Lineage: Eukaryota; Fungi; Ascomycota; Leotiomycetes; Helotiales; Ploettnerulaceae
Exons: 5
Coding region: 100-1521 (473 amino acids)
Biological process (GO): cellular response to ionizing radiation; mitotic intra-S DNA damage checkpoint signaling; DNA repair
Cellular component (GO): checkpoint clamp complex
Source: RefSeq, a predicted model, not a curated record